AUGACGGAGAAACUAUCGGUUCCAUUAAAACGCAAGAGUAAAAGCUCAUUUCGGGCAAAGCGUUCACUGACUUUUAACAGUCCAUCUACUAUUGUGAGCUACCUUCGUCCAAGUCUCUCGCCUGCUCAUUCAAAAACAUCUACUGACCGUGCCUUGACUUUCCUGCAGAGUGCACGUGAUCGCAAUGUACCUGUUCGCUUUGGCAAGUGGAGUCGUCAAGAAGAUGCUUAUCUUGAAAAGCUCAUUACGCUCUUUCAAAGCGGUUUGCUGGCUGAGAUUGAAACCAAGACAUCACUCCGUUCAUGGCUUGCCCAGAUGCUCAAUUGUUGUCCCAUGCGAAUCUCCAAGAAACAAAUGCAUGGUCAUCAGUUUGAAGGGAAAGCAAAGUACAAGCGGAGCUCUAGUAACGUCGAUGCCAUGACACAAGGACAAUAUGAUGACCUCUGUAACGAGCUAUGGCACUUGCGUGCCGAGUUCCUCAAGGCCUGGGCCAAGGACGAAUACGGUAAACGUAGUGCCAAGAUCCGGACGAAAGACACUAAUUUCAAUGAAUGGUACGAUCGAGUGCUGAGACUUGUGCCUGCACCAAAAGUUGCUAAACGCUCGAGCUUGAAUGAGUUCAAGCGAAAGCGACAGAUUGAGUCAUUGGACGAAUUACGACGGGAAAUGCACGAUGAAGCCAAGCGACAGAAAGUGGAAAUGCUCGUGGAAAUCAGAGCAACAAAUAAUACACAGAAACAGAGACAAGACAUGAUGGAGACAAUGCCACUUGAACCAUUCGAGAUUGUACCAUUGGAUCCCACUUCACUCUCUUUUUCUUCAACAGUGGACUCGUCUCCCACGACGAGUGCAAUGACGGCUCUGCCUACUGCGUACUGCAGUGAAAGCAUGGGCGAAUGGCUUACUGACAUUGAUGAUCCGGUCUGUGUUGCUCAUUUGAAUGACAAUCAAAGGGCGAGCCGCAAUACCAAUGAACCUCGAUACACCUUUUGUGAAGAUCAGUUGCAGGUUUCCGUGCAGCUGCAUGACCAACAGCAUGACUCAAUAGGUGAAGUGUCAAUGUCUCGUAAAUCAUCAAGAUUAGUUCUUGACUUUGGUGCACCUAGUUGCUGGUACACUGACCAAGACUCCGACCAAACGUCGUUUGGUGAUUACUCACACUGGACGGAUAAUGAUCUGACGGAAGAAUUGUCAAUCAGCAUGGAGCCUGGAAUCUUUGGUUGGGACGAUUCUUCUCCAAUUGCUCACAUGACGUAUAGCCCAACGCUGAAUUUUUUGUAA
Messenger RNA from Peronospora belbahrii, 1281 nucleotides. Lineage: Eukaryota; Oomycota; Peronosporomycetes; Peronosporales; Peronosporaceae. The record is from the annotation of a GenBank genome assembly.